CACAUCUCGCGAUAAUUACCCCCUGUGACGCGCCUUGCGUUAACAGCUAGAAGUAAAUGUAGAAGUUAAUGUUAAUAUCUGGAAUAAGUCCUGAGUUGAGGUUAGCAGAAGCUUGUAAUACGGUGGCGGUUCUUUCGCAGCCAUGAGACGAAGUAAGGCGGACGUUGAACGCUACAUUUCUUCAGUGGAAAGCCUCUCUCCUUCUCAAAACCAGAAACCAGCCAAAGGAUUUUUAUUUGCAAAAUUAUAUUUUGAAGCCAAGGAGUAUGAGCUUGCUAAAAGACAUGUAUCAGCAUAUUUAACAGUUCAGGUCCGGGAUCCGAAAGCACAUCGAUUCCUCGGUCAACUUUAUGAACUGGAAGGUGAAAUUGAAAAAUCUGUUGGAUGUUACAAGCGCUCGGUGGAUCUGAACCCAGCCCAGCGUGACCUGGUUCUGAAGGUAGCUGAGCUGUUGUGCGGUAAGCCGGAGCUUGACAGCAGGGCAGAAUUCUGGGUGGAGAAGGCUGCCAAGCUUUUUCCGGGUCACCCUGCAGUCUUCGACCUAAGGGAGAAACUGCUGAAUGUGCAGGGGCAGCAAGGCUGGAACCAGCUUUAUGACCUGCUGCAGUCUGAGCUCCAGCUGCGCCCUUCCGAUGCCCACGUUAACUGCAGAUUGGUGCAGCUCUACUGCAUGGAUGGACAGUUGGAAGAAGCGGCUAAGCACUGCUUGGCUGUGGAAAACACUGGUGUCUUAAGACACAGCCUGGACUGGUACACCACUGUUGUCCAAACACUUCAGGAAUACGUGGCUCAACCAAGUGUGUCUUCUAAUGAGAAGACCUGGCGCAAAUUCCAAAAGGAGCUCUUGCUGGCUCACUGUAAUCUGCUGAGGCUCACACUUUCUGAAAAAGAUUGCAGAGAAGGCGAGAACGCACUUCAGACUUUUGACCAUGCUAUGCAGUCUUUAAAGAGCACUGCCUCAAAAGCCAUGGACGAGCUCCUGGAGGUGUUCACAGAAAUGAGAGCUCAUCUGUAUCUUUAUGCUGGGACGCUGCUGCUGAAGAUGCCUGUGGAAAAGCAACAGCAGUGGAGAGCUGUUGUUGAUUCAGCAGCCCUCUGUUACCUUCUGGCUUAUCAGGUUCCAGGACCAAAGUCUGAGAAAGGUGAACGCGCAUCACCAAAACCUCUCAAGGCAUUAGCUUGUUACCGUCAAAGCCAAGCAGGCCACAUGCUGCUGAAUCUACAACAGGAUGUGAAGGAGGUGGUGGAGGUGUCUGGUAACAGAAUCGGGCAGAAGAAGCUGUUUGAGAUGCUUUUCAGUAAACAAGACCCUGUGGAUCUCUCGUUCAUCAGAAAUGACAACAUCUCCAUCAUCAGCACACAGUCACCGGACAUACACGAGCUUGCUAAGUGGGACAGUGGUUCCAUCUUACACUGUGGGGAUUUACAACACCUGACAUGGCUUGGAUUGCAGUGGUCAAUGAUUGGCCAGAGACCUGCACUGAAAGACUGGCUUAAGCAGCUCUUUCCUCGUCUCACUCUAGAGACAUCCAAAUUGGACACCAACACUCCAGAGUCAAUCUGUCUGCUUGACCUUGAGGUGUUUCUAUGUGGUGUGGUAUUCACAAGUCACACCCAGCUGCAAGAAACAGCAAAGAUUUCUGCUACUUCUCAGCUGCAUGAGCCAAGAUGUUUACCUUUGCAGCUUAUGAAACUCUUGUCCACAGAAAGGCAGAGAGAGUGGUGGGAUGCAGUCUACAACCUCAUUCAUAAAAAAGCAGUACCCAAUACAUCUGCUAAACUACGAAUGAUUGUCCAACAUGGCCUGAACACACUGCGAGCAAGAGUGAAACACGGUCUUCAGCCUACGCUGCUCAUCCACUGGGCCAAACAUCUCAGUAUAAUGGGUGAUGGGGUGAACUCCUACUAUGAUCAGAAAGAAUAUGUUGGCCGUAGUGUGCAUUACUGGCAUGUUGUCCUCCCCUUGCUUGAGAAAAUUGAGAAGAGACGUAGCAUUCCAGAACCUCUCGAUCCAUUAUUCGGGCAUUUCGCUAGCAAGGACCUACAGGUUUCUGAAAUUAAAGGCUAUGAAGAGGAAGCUAUGAUAGCAUUCGCUACUAUUCUUGACAUUGAGGGCAAAACUGAUCAGGCUAUCUUAAAGCUUGAGCAGCUCAACUGCAUCUCUUCCUACUGGCAUCUUGCUCGGAUCUAUCAGAGACUCUCUGAGGAGGCAGGAAAUGGAGUUGAGGAAACUCAAGACAUGUGCUUGAACUUUCUCCAUCAGUUCAAGAAGUACUUAUCAAAGGUCUACCAUGCCAGUGCACAUGACAUGGAAAAGCUUCCUGUGUCAAUGGAGGAAAUUAUGGACUUGCUCAAUGAUGUCAAUCAGCAGCUUGGAGAGAGUGGAGAAGCUGUAGAUGGAGUUCAUGAAGGACUUCGAAUGACUUCAACCCCGCAAUCCUUCACUGGACCAGCUAUGGCUGCUUCUCAUAAAUUCUCAAUGUCGUCUCCAGCCAAAAGUGUACUCUCUCCCUCCAAGAGAUCAGUGUUUUCUCCCAAAACACCCCCUCACUGGGUGGAGGAUCAGAAGUCAAUUUUGCAGAUGCUCUGUCAAAAAGUCGAGGCCUUGAAGAAUGAGGUUCAAGAUCUGAGGUACAAUUCAUCUGGGUCAACUGAGUCCCCAUUUCAAAGAGUAUAUGGAAGGAAUUAUGCAGCAGACGCAUUUCAGGAACCCUUUUCAGCGACGCAAUCGCUCCAUGGAGUGCCACUUACUGUUGCCACUACAGGCCCUUCAGUAUACUACAGCCAAUCCCCUGCAUAUAAUUCACAGCACCUUCUUCGCACUGCUGCUAAUGUAACACCAUCCCAGGCACCUGUCUAUGGAAUGAAUCGUCUCCCUCAGCCGCAUAUGUAUACAUCCCCUCUUCAAACGGGAGUAUCCAGGUACCCUCAAGAUCAGGUUUUUGGUACCCCUUUCAGGUUUGAGUCACCAGCUACAAACGUGCUCUCCCCGUACAGUGAAGAAUAUUACAGUCACAAUGUUUCUCAACCAUCUACCAAUCCAACAUUGCCAGAGCCUGGGUACUUCACUAAGCCAUCUGUAAUACCUGCCCAGUCCUCUAAGAGCAGUGAAGGCAAGUCGGUAGACUUAAAGAUGAGCGUUGGCCAGCAAAAUCCAGUUGAAACAUCUAAGACUGGGGCCAGAUCUGCCUCCCAAAUGACUCCAACAGCAGCUGCUUUCAAGUUCAAUUCAAAUUUCAAAUCUAAUGACGGUGACUUUACUUUCUCAUCUGCAGAGGUGAAAAAUAACAGUGAAAGCCUUUUGGGGCUUCUGACUUCAGAUAAUCCUUCCAGAACCGAGGGCCAUUCAGCCUUAACGUCUCAGUCGCAAGACCCUACACCCAGCCAUAGUGGGGUCUUUACUUUUGCUAAUAAAAAUGCUUUUUCAUUUGUUGAUGGGACACAGGGUAAAACAACUCUUUUUGGAAAAUCUGGAAAAGCAUAUGACUCUGCAAAUGUGACCAAGCCAGUGACUCGGGAGGAAAGUGAUGAGAAAUUUGUCGAAAGUGAUGACAGCACCCAUGUUGAAGAGGAUGAGGAUGGUCCGCAUUUUGAGCCCAUUGUACCUCUGCCCAAUAAGAUUGAUGUAAAAACUGGGGAGGAGGAAGAAGAAGAAAUGUUCUGCAACCGAGCAAAAUUGUUCCGUUUUGAGACAGAAGCGAAAGAAUGGAAAGAAAGAGGUAUUGGAUCUAUUAAAAUCCUAAAGCACAAAACAUCAGGUAAAUAUCGAUUGUUGAUGAGGAGAGAACAAGUUUUAAAAAUAUGUGCAAAUCACUACAUCACUGCAGACAUGGUUCUGAAACCAAAUGCUGGGUCUGAUAAAUCAUGGGUAUGGUAUGCUAUAGACUAUGCUGAUGAAAUGCCAAAGACAGAACAGCUGGCUAUUCGUUUUAAGACUGCAGAUGAAGCAGCUUUAUUCAAACAAAAAUUUGAGGAAGCUCAGAGAGCUAUUCGUAAACAUCCAGAAAUUCAAGAUGAACUGAAGGAAACUGAUUCCAAGCCUUCAAAACCUGAAACUAAACCAGCUGAUGGAUUUAAAAGUACUCUGGCUCCCUCAACAGGAGCCUUUACUUUUGGACUUCAUGGAAGUUCUAAGGAUGCCAGUGAUGCCAGCUUCCAGGAAUUUGGAACCCAAAUCCCUUUUUCCUUUAAAUUUGGAACACAGACAACUGUUACUCCAUCCAGUAAGGGUGAUUCAAAGUCUGAUCAAUGGGAAGCUCCAGCAGAUCGUUCUAUACCUGAGCAAAGGUCAAAUUCCUCUGUCCAAAAAAUCAGUAGCUCAAGUGUUCCAACUUUUUCAUUUGAGUCUGGAUUUGGCUCUCAGUUUGUUAAAAAACCAGGACAGUGGGAUUGUCCCUCAUGUGCAGUGAGGAACGAGGCUUCUGCAACCAAUUGUAUUGCAUGUCAAACCUCAAAUUCUUCAUCCAAAACCACUUCUGCACCAGAAACUACAAAACAGUCUAUGAGUUUGCAAAAUCCAAAUCAAUUGAAGGAAAAUGAUUCCAAGCUUUCUACCUUUGUGGAUUCUAGCAAAAAUAUUGAUCUGAAAACACUUUUUGCUAAGAAGGAAGGUGAAUGGGAUUGUAAUAUCUGUAGUGUAAGAAAUAAAUCCUCAUCUAAAGAAUGUGUUGCUUGUAGCAGCCCCAAUCCUUGUGGUGAUUCAAAACCUGAAUCUAAACUAGCUGAGGGAAUUAAAAGUGCUCCUGCUUCUACUUCCUCAACAGGAACAUUUACUUUUGGACUUGGUGAAAAUUCUAAGGAUGCCAGUAAUGAUGCCAGCUUCAAGGCAUUUGAAUACCAAAUUCCCUUUUCAUUUAAAUUUGGAACACAGCCAUCCAGUCAGGGUGAUGCAAAAUUGCAGCAAAAUUCAAAUUCCUCUAGGCAAAAAGUCAGCAGCUCUUCAAGUGUUCCAUCAAGUUUAUCACGUGGGUCUGGAUUUGGCUCUCAGUUUUUUAAGGAACCAGGACAAUGGGAUUGUUCCACAUGUGCAGUGAGGAAUGAGCCUUCUGCAAGCACUUGUAUUGCAUGUCAAGCUAAACCCACUGCUGCUCCAAAAUCCACCAAACAGUCUGCAAGCUCUGUUAGCUCUGGAUUUGAUAAGUUUGUCAAAAAAGAUGGUCAAUGGGAUUGUGAUACCUGCCUGGUCAGGAAUGAGGCAGCUGAAACAAAAUGCGUUUCUUGUAAUACUCCAUGUAGCAGCAGAAAAAAUGAAGCACAAUGGGAUUGUGAUGAGUGUCUAGUUAGAAAUGAAGGCACAUCUAGUCAUUGUGUGUCCUGCCAGAAACCUAAAGCUGGUACCUUUCCAUUUGGUCAGGGUAGGAAAGAAACCCCACCAAAAACUCAAGUUGAAAUGUCUUCAAGCAGUUCAAAAUUCUCUUUGUCAGUGCCAGGGUUAACCAGAUUUGGUCUUAAGGGCUCUGAAUCAAAACCAGCCAACAGUGGAUCUGCCUCAAUGUGUCUGAAAAACAUUGCUGAACAGCACAGAGAAAAAGAGGUAUCCGCCUCAUCUGUCCAGUCAGUGAGUAAUCCUAGUAAUGAUGACUGUCCGCUGAUUUCAGGAAAGCAGAAUGCAUCCAGUUUUGCAGACUUGGCACAGUCUUCACAAGGUAACUUUCAGUUUGGCCAGAAGGAUCCCAGUUUUAAAGGAUUUCCAGGGACUGGUGAGCAACUUUUUACCUCAUUUCUGCAAAGCCAAAAGCCAGACACCUCUGUUGAUCAAGAAGAGGAAGACCUGUAUAAAACUGAAGAAAAUGAUGAUAUUCAGUUUGACCCUGUGGUUAAGAUGCCUGAGAAAGUUGACCUUGUUACAGGGGAAGAGGAUGAGGAAUGUCUGUACACAAUACGUGCUAAGCUUUUCAGGUUUGAUAAUGAAACUCAUCAGUGGAAAGAACGGGGGGUUGGAAACCUAAAAUUUCUUAAAAAUAAUCAAAAUGGGAGGCUUAGAGUUCUAAUGAGACGAGAGCAAGUGCUGAAGGUGUGUGCUAAUCAUUGGAUCACUACUACAAUGAACUUAAAGCCCCUUUCUGGCUCAGAUCGUGCCUGGGUAUGGUUAGCAAAUGACACUUCAGAUGGUGAUCCCAAGUUAGAACAGUUGGCUGCCAAGUUUAAAACUCCAGAACUUGCAGUAGAAUUUAAGCAAAAGUUUGAGGAGUGUCAACGACUCCUUUUGGAUAUUCCUCUACAGACCCCUCAUAAACUGGCUAAUUCAGACCGAACAGCAAAUCUCAUACAGAAAGCUGAGGAAAUGAAAUCUGGUCUUAAGGACCUCAAAUCAUUCUUGACUUACGACGGAAUGAAAGGCAAGCAUGAGGUAAGCGAUGUUACAAGAGUAAACGAUAUCUCAGCACUCUUUAGCAAACCCCACAGUGAGGGCACUGGACCCACUUUGGAAUGGGAUAAUUCUGAUUUACAAGAAGAUAUUCAUGAUGAAAGUGCUGAUACAUCUGUAUAUGCUUCUCCACUAGCUAGCAGUCCAUUGCAAAAAAAUUUGUUUCGUUUUGGAGAACCAUCUACUAAAUUUAGUUUCAACUUCCAGCCUAUUCUUAGUCCCUCAAAAUCCCCAGCUAAGCUGAAUCAGAGUGGGACAUCUGCCGGAACAGAUGAUGAACAAGAAAUAAAUCAAGAAGAGGAAAGAGAUGGCCAGUACUUUGAACCAGUCGUGCCAAUGCCUGAUGUGGUUGAGCUUUUAAAUGGAGAAGAGAAUGAGCAGAUAGUGUUCAGCCACAGAGCAAAGUUGUAUCGCUAUGAUAAAGACCUCAGCCAGUGGAAAGAAAGAGGUAUAGGAGACAUCAAAAUUUUACAAAACUAUGAUACAAGGCGCACAAGGCUUGUGAUGAGACGUGACCAGGUUCUUAAAUUAUGUGCAAACCACUGGAUAACCUCAGAUAUGAAACUUGAGCCGAUGAAAGGAUCAGAAAAGGCAUGGAUCUGGAGUGCGUUUGACUUUGCUGAAGGAGAAGGAAAGGUUGAACAGUUGGCUGUGCGCUUUAAAUUGCUGGAGACUGCAAAUUCUUUCAAAGAAUUUUUUGAGAAAGCCAAGGAUGCCCAGGAAAAGGAAAUGCUUCUUGUGUCUGCUUCCCCUAGAGAAGUCUUGACCUCCCCCAAAUCCCUGUGUGGUAAAGCUGCUAUUGCGGUGCUUGAGGAGACGACUAAAGAAAAGACUGAACAGCCUUCUGAAAGCACUCAUGCGCCUGCAGUGACUCUCAGUCCGCACAACACCUCUAAAACAGUGGUCUCUCCCCCCAAGUUUGUCUUUGGGACAGACUCUGUGCAGAAAAUUUUUGGAAGUCCAGUAUCCUCUAAACAGAUGGUUUCUAGUCCACCUGCAAGUCCUGAAGAUCAGGCAUCAGGCAGUGCUUCGAGCUCCAAAACUGCUGAAAGCAAGACGAUAACUCCAUUCAAAGUGCCAGAAAGAGGAUUGGAUUUUAGGCUUUUUAAAGAUAACCCUAUGGCUUUUUGGACGUGCACCUCAGCUACCCUGUUUGAACCUCAAGUUUCUUCUAAGACUCAGGAUGACGUAAGGACUGCUGGCGACAGUUGUGACUCUGAUAUUGAAGUUUUGUUUGAACAAAAGCCAACUAAGGAGCAGGCAGAACUCUCCCGAAAGCUGAUGCUGCCGUCAACGUUUUUUAUCUACAAAAAUAAGCCUGGAUAUGUGAGUGAUGGUAGUGAUGAUGAAGAUUAUGAGACUGCUGUAAGAAAUCUGAAGGGAAAACUAUAUCCUGAUUGUGCCACACCUGGCUCUGCUCAAGCCAGUAGAGAUGCAGUGGAACCUGAGUGUGUGCUUGUCUGGGAGAAGAAACCAACAUUGGAGGAGGAGAGAAAGGCCAAGAGCCUUCAGCUGCCUCUUACCUUCUUCUGUGGUACUAGUAGUGAUGCAGACACUGAGCCUGACAGGCCAGAGGACUUUGGAACAGAGCUACAAAAGGUCCAGCAAGCUCAGAGUGAAAUAAACAGGCAAGAGAAAACCAUUGAGAGCUGCUCCGACCAGGCUGCUACAGCUGAUAAUGGCAGUCCUAUUGACCUCUCUACAAAGACCCACGAAGCUGAAACAUCAACUGACUCAAAUACCACUCAAGGUCUUCCUGCUUUCACAUUUGAUUCUCCAAGUUCAUUUACAUUUGCAGAAUUGGCAAAGAAAUCUGGGGAAUUUGCCUUUAUAAAAAAAGACUCAGACUUCUCCUGGGAAAAUGCUGGGAGAGCAGUAUUUAGUACCACUGCAACAGCUUUGCGAAAUGAGGAUGAAGAUGAGGCGGGCAGCGAUGAAGAUGUUGCUAACAAUGACAUUCACUUUGAGCCCAUUGUUUCCUUACCUGAGGUUGAGGUGAAGUCUGGUGAAGAAGAUGAGGAGGUUCUUUUCAAGCAGAGGGCAAAACUGUUCAGAUGGGAUCGUCAUUUAAACCAGUGGAAAGAGCGUGGAGUUGGUGAUCUGAAGAUCCUCUUCCACCCACUGAAAAAGUUCUAUCGUGUCCUGAUGAGGCGUGACCAGAUCUUAAAGGUGUGUGCUAACCACGCCAUUACCAAGGAGAUGGAGCUGAAACCCAUGAACAACGCUACUAACGCACUUGUGUGGAUGGCUAACGACUAUGCAGAGGGUGACGUCAAGGUGGAGCAGCUUGCUGCCAAAUUCAAGACCCCUGAACUCGCGGAGUCCUUCAGGAAAACCUUUACAGAUUGUCAGAGGUGCAUGUCUCAGGUGGACUCGGCCCAAUCUUCUAAAGUCAUGGAACUUUCUAGGCAAAGUAAUCCAGAGGUAUUUCUCACUGUAGCUGCUGACGGUGAGCUGAUCGGCAAGAUCACAAUAGAGCUAUUUUUCAACAUCGUCCCUAAAACUGCAGAAAACUUCAGAGCGUUGUGCACUGGAGAGAAAGGGUUUGGCUACCGGAAUUCCAUCUUUCACAGGAUCAUCCCUGAUUUCAUGUGUCAGGGUGGUGAUAUAAGCAAACAGGAUGGCUCUGGUGGAAGGAGUAUCUACGGGGAGAAGUUUGAGGACGAGAACUUUGACGUGCGCCACACAGGACCAGGUAUAUUGUCCAUGGCCAGCCGUGGCAGAGACACAAACAACUCUCAGUUUUUAAUCACGUUAAAGAAAACUGAGCAUUUGGACUUCAAACACGUUGCUUUUGGCGUCGUCAAAGACGGCAUGGAUGUGGUGAAGCGAAUGGGAGAGCUGGGCUCUAAGAAAGGCGUACCAAGCAAAAAGAUAACAGUUGAAGACUGUGGACAACUGUAGUUCUUUUCUUCAUACAAGAAGUCCACUUGUGAGGGUUUUUAAUGUUCUGCUUGUUUUUGUUUGUUUAUUUUGUCUUGAGUUUCUCCUUAUUUGAAAUGUAACUGAGGGACAACCAAAGGUCUAAGCCUAAUUUAGUGGCAUGAUUUUGUUUGUUAUUUUCAAGGAAAUAUUAUGGCACUGAUGACCGAUGUAAGAAUGGGGGUCAGUCAGUGAUCUACAGAGAGUGAACAUUAUACUGAUGUGUUUCCUGAGGUGACAUCAUGACAAAUAGACAUUUGUUUAAAAAAGCUGUUAUGGAGGUGAAGCUAAAGAAUUAGACUAAUAAAAGCCUAACUUCCUGCUAUUUAUUUUAAAGCCAACUGCAGGUGGUUCAUUAGGCUGUGUGCUAAAAUCUGUGUUGCAGGUUUGAUUCAGUUACACAGCUGGAUUAAACAGCAACAAAUUUGGAUAAUCUUAAACAGUAAAUUUUGUGUCUUUUUACUCUAUAGAUUUUUGGGAAUUGGGCUUUUUACAGCAUUGUAAAUUCUACAUUUUCUGCUUUUUUUGGCACUAUUAAAGGUUGAACACUGA
Messenger RNA from Ictalurus punctatus (channel catfish), 9841 nucleotides. It is a transcript of the gene ranbp2, whose product is annotated as RAN binding protein 2. The record is from RefSeq and is a predicted model, not a curated record. Bases 143 to 9271 code for a protein of 3042 amino acids. Gene Ontology annotation, molecular function: peptidyl-prolyl cis-trans isomerase activity; protein binding; GTPase activator activity. The transcript has 29 exons. Gene Ontology annotation, cellular component: cytoplasm; nuclear pore. Gene Ontology annotation, biological process: NLS-bearing protein import into nucleus; protein peptidyl-prolyl isomerization; protein folding. NCBI's taxonomy places the organism in Eukaryota, Metazoa, Chordata, Actinopteri, Siluriformes, Ictaluridae.